Pangasianodon hypophthalmus (striped catfish) is the source of this 7177-nucleotide messenger RNA. It is a transcript of the gene eps8b, whose product is annotated as epidermal growth factor receptor pathway substrate 8b. Gene Ontology annotation, biological process: regulation of Rho protein signal transduction; positive regulation of ruffle assembly; Rho protein signal transduction. Gene Ontology annotation, cellular component: plasma membrane; vesicle; ruffle membrane. Lineage: Eukaryota; Metazoa; Chordata; Actinopteri; Siluriformes; Pangasiidae. Gene Ontology annotation, molecular function: actin binding. The record is from RefSeq and is a predicted model, not a curated record. Bases 6236 to 6955 code for a protein of 239 amino acids. The transcript is spliced from 7 exons.
ACUCAAAGUAAUUGAAUUUCUUACUAUUGUGCAAUAGUGGUUCCUAUUUAAAUUCUCAAUAUGGAGAAUGAACCACAGAAACUAUUUGCAUUCCAAAAAUAUUAUGUAACAUACAGUACUUUUAUAGAGUGAAGGAAUUUAAUGGAAGGACAGUGUACAACGUACAAUACACACAAGUUAGAAAGGUUUGGAUCACUACAAAUUACAGACAUGGCAGUGAAAAUGAUGCACUCAUACAAACUUAUUAACCAAAGAUUGAGAUCCAAACCAGUGUGUGUUCUAGACAAACAGUGGGCUAGCAUAUUGUGAUCCAUGUAAUCCAAACGAAAAGCCUUACAGUGGCCUUACACCAGCUCCUCUCGACACAGCCCGGCCAACUUUCAAAGCCCAGGUGCAUUCUUGAUGAAUAUUUGAUGUGGGCAAGCAUAUGACUUCUCUAAUCUCUUUUUCCUCCAUUACAUAAGCAGACAGGCGACAAAUUAAGAAAAAAAGCAGCAUUAAGUAUCAUACUAAAGUCUUGGACCUCCAUGAGCUGCUGCAACAUCUUCUAUGCACCUUGGUAUAGAUUCUGCAAGUCUUUGGAAAGAUAUUUCAUCAGUUGAUGUUUUGAUAAUAGUGGUAGGGAGCAAUGUCUAACAUUGGUUGAGUCCAGUUCUUGUCACUGUGAAGGCCAUAGUAUAGUAUUUACACCAUUUUCAUACUCAUUAAAACCAUUCAAUGAGCUCUUGUGUCCUGUGUAUGGGGGCGGAGUCAUCCUGGAAUAGACCACUCCCAUCAGGACAGAAAUGUUUCAUCAUAAGAUAAAGGCAGUGGAAGCUCUUCAUUUAUAUUCAUAUAUACUGUAUAAUGUUAGCCAAAUGUUAAUCUUCAUAAAGUCCAAUUCCAUACAUUUCAAAUUGCAUUGAAAUACUAAUUACCUCUUUUGAGUGACAAACCAUUUAAAAAUGUUGCUGUCUGACAAAUAUAAGCCAAUGUUCCAUUGAUAUGCAGUCUCACCUUUCAACUCAACUCCAUAGAUUUAUUAUUGCAAUGGGAGGUCAAAAGUAUGAACUGCAAGAAGCACUAAUAGAGGCCCACUGGGGCAGGAAUCAGGAUGCCCCAUGCUUGGAGGAGCAGCAAUGUAGAGGAUAGUUAAUCACAGGGUUGUUGUUUUUUAUAACAAAUUGGGCUAGUUUAAAAGACUGUUUAAAUAGUGUUUAAAAUUUGUUUUAUAGCAAAUAAUCAGAAAUAAAUCUAAAACAUUUCUGCAAACAAAUGCAGAGUGUAGGUGCAGACAGUGUGUGUAUGAUGUACAGAAUCAUGGUAAAGAUUGGGAGAGGGAAAGGAUGAUUGUGGAGUGGAUAAUGUCCAAACAUCAAAAAUAUGUGUGUGCUGCAGUGACCUUGUUUCCCACUCAAAGGCUGAGAAAAAGAAGAAAAAUAUGUCUCUCUUUUCUAAUGCCCAAAUUUUGGGCUCUUUUCAGGUAUUUUGUGUUCUUUUUGAGAUGUAGUCGAGCUGGAAAAUUUGCUGAAACCUGGCGACGCUGGUUAAUAUUAGCUCUUCUAUGUGUGCCUCACACAAUGCGAUAGGAAACACACCUGCUCUAUCAAACACAGUUGAAAAAAGGCACGUCUAAAACGAUCAAAAUGAGAUGCUAGACUGCAUGCUGUAUGACUGUGUAUUGUAGACUCUCAACUGCCUAUAACAGGCCUACUCUAAAAAUAUACUAGGUAGUAGCCUAUAGCGUAAGUCAACUGUGAUAGCCUCAAACAAAAGUAAGUCAAGAGGCUAUGCCAUUAUUAAUGCCGUCCUGCCCCACUAAAAUCUAUGGUCAUGAGCCUCUGUUGGAUAUAGGUGAUCAGUCAAAAUAACUUUGUUUUGAUUUGCAGUGACUCUUCUCUCUAAGUGGACAAGUGGCCCCCAAGCAUACCAACAAAAUGCCCCCACAGCAUAACAGGGCAACUGGUUUUUCCUUUAAUUUGUCACCAGUAUGUACAAUACCGGCCACACUCACUGCACUAAAUACACAUGGUCUCUGUUACCAAAGAAUAAAGCCAAUCCAGAGGAUCAUUUCCACGUUGCUUACUUUUAUGCAGUCAUUAUCAUCUGAUGAAUUAAAUCUUACUAUUGCCAGAGGAAAGGACUACUUGUAGGUCCAAAUUUAUCACAUUAUGUAAUUAUGAACUGCUCUGAGAUUGCCAUUCUUUUUUCCCAGCCUCCCUAUUAAGUUAAUGAUUCUUAAUCAUGAGCAAGCUCCUAUCUGCACUCCACAAUACCGUUAAUCACUUAAGUGUGCUUCCAUUAAUAGGAGACAGCUAUCUUUUAUAUUCAGACUAUCAUUGUGCAAACAAUGGAUGUACUACAGUAUGUAGGAAUUGGAAAUUUCUAAGCAGACGUAAAUUUCCAUAGAGCUGAUCACUGCCAUUUAGAAUAGUUAAUGAGAAAAUGUCUGAGAACAACAUUAUCAGAUUUUUAGCAAUGUUCCCCAGGCUUGGAGAAAAAAGUGGGUAUUUUCUCCUUCAGUAAAGCCUGUUUAGACUGAUACCCUGACAGAAUUAAAUGAGGCUGUAGCACAUUUGUAAAGCAAUCAGUCCUUAAUUAAUGAGCACUAUUUUGUGCACUGACAUUUCUGCUUGUAGCUAUGUGGAAUAACUUUCAGCCUGCAAUCAUUCUUCCAGAUUUUAAGUCCCGUAACUCGGCAUUAUGUUGCAGAAUUAAACAGUCUUUACCCCAGAAUACCCAAAUAAUUACACAUGAGCAUGAGAUGCAGACUGUCAGAGGUGCCAAGCUAAGUUUCCCAUGUCAGUAAACUUACAGCCAAAAAAAGCAGAAAAAGAUAUGAAUGCGUCAGAAUUUUAGGUUGACAGUCUAUGAAUACUUUUACAGUUUACCGGUUCGACUUUGAAAUGUCUCAGCAAGUCUUGGAUGUUUUUGCUAGUGUCCUUAAAAAAAGAAGAAUCUUGCAUGGAUGUUCCAGACUGCAGAAGCGAUACAAACAGAUGUCUGUCAGAAGGUUGUGGUAUACACAGAAGUAUACUCUAUAUCAUUAAUUUAGCUUAUGUCCUAAGCACUAAUAGGAGAAGGACAGAACAACAGCUCCUACAGUGAAAAAAAAAUCAAACCAAGGAUCAGCACAGAAUCCCUUUGCUUUUAUUAUUUAUGACAGGAUUUACUGUAGAAGGUAGAAUUUGUCUAUCUCUCCCUUCCUCUCUGUCUUUCUCUCUCUGUCUCUCGCUCUCUGUCCUGUCUCACUCUGUCUCUUUCUUUCUCUUUCACUUGUUCCCUCUCUCUCUCUCUCUCUCUCUCUCUCUCUCUAGUUCAUCUUUUGAUACUGGUCUGAAACCCAUUAUUCUAAAGAGGAACUUUCAGACUUUUUUUUUUUGUCUUUUUUUUCUCUCAUAGUGCAUAGAACAGUUUGUUUUUCACACAUUUUCUUCUUCUCCUAAUCUGGUUCAUGCACUCUGGAUUCUGCACUUUAACAUCCACAUUCUUCUAACUAUUUGCAAGCUUCCAGAAAAUGAAUAUGCAUCAGUGAAUAUUGCAGGGGAUCCAUUUACAUGGCGGAAUGUUAAUGAAGAGAAAGUGCUCUUAAAAACACAAUUAAUCUUAUGUAAAACGCCUGCUCAAUGCCUCUAAUUAGAUGCCAUUUUAAUAACUGGGUAUGUUGUACAACAAAGCGGUUUGGUAAACACUAUUGUUCAUUUGUUUGAUGACAUGCAAACGAGAAAGAGCUGAUUUUGUUUGCUGAAAGAGAACCAUUCAUUCUUUGAUCUUUAAUACACCUGCCCUAUGAAUGUUUCACAUAUGUGUUGUUUGAACUUCAUUUCCACCAUAAAAAGACCAACAAGCCUCUUUUACUGAAAAUGUAGCACAUUGAAAUUUUAAUAAUGAAUCAGUGGGUGAGGAUUGUUCUAACGCAGCCGCAUGGAGGAAACUCGUCUCUUAUUUAUUUAGACGGAAAUUUAUUACACGUUUUAUAUUACACGGUGGUUUCUUAAACAAUCAUAUUUUAUGCUUACAGUCACUGAUGAGUAAUGAGCAACAUGGAAAAGUUAAUGAAAAGUUAAUUUGCUCAUAAAUUUAUGUUUUGACAGAAAAAUAAUAGUUUCCUCCUCCUGUGUAUAUUUUUCCAACUCUCCAUUAGCAAGCGGUAAAAUAUGCAAUUUAUAAUUAAAAAUGAGGCCAUGAUCAACCCAUAAUUUUUACUACACUGCCACUGGGAAUGGUCAAUUCUAGUUCACCAUUAUUAUUUUACAUUUUUGGCACAUCCAUUCAACACUCAGUGACUGAAUUAUUUACACUAAUUAAACAUCUCUGUCUUUAAUCUUUUGCCUUUAAUGCUUUGCUAUAUGACAGCCUCCAAUCUGGAGCAUGAGCAAAAAAAAAAAAAAAAAUGACAUGUACUAUUUAAGCAUCAGCCACUGUCAGCCUUAACUGACCAGUCCCUUGGGGACAGAAAUGUAGUUACUGACAUUUAUGGUUAAUGCCACCUACCAAUGUCAUUAUUCACCUGUACAAGUGAAAUACUGGCUCAGUGAGGAGGAAAUACUUAACAGCCAAUGGAACCUGUGUGUAGCCUCUGGCUAUAUGUCACAGAUUUCAAAUCUGUCUGCCAUUGUAGUCAUAUUAGUGCUUGCAGCUGCUGUCAGUUGGGUUAUCAAGCACAGUAAAGUCUGGCCUAAUGGGAAUGAUCUCCACUACAGUUAUAGUGUGUGUGACAAAUUAAAGGAAAUACCUGAAUAAAUAAGUGGAGAAACACAGCAAGUGCAGACGCUUCCGGGCAGGUGUACUGCAUGAUACAAUUAGACGAUAUAAAUAAUAUGAUAUGACCUUCAAAAUCACUAGAUCCCAGAUGAGAGACAGUGCUCUCAUCAUCAACACAGUAAUUAAGGGAAUUAUCUUUUGUUCAUCCUUCCUGUUCAAAAGACUUCUACAAUCUAUGCCAAGGCAAACUGAAGCUGAUCUGGUGACUCGUACGGGCCCAACACGUUAUUUUGGACCUCUUGAACAUUACAUGCCUGGGCCCCUUGCCUCACCAACUUUGCCUUAGCAGAAUGUGAUGAAGAUUGGAAGAAGACCAGGUGACAUUUUUCCAAUCUUCAGUUGUUCAGUUUGGGUGAGUCUGUGACCACUGUAACUUCAGAUUCUUGUUCUUGGCUAACAGGAAUGGCAUCCAGUGGUGUCUCCUGCUGUUGUAGCCCAUCUGCCUUGAGGUUUGGUUGAAAUGCUUUUCUGCUCACCAUGGUGGUAAAGAGUGGAUAUUUGAGUUACUGUAGACUUCCUGUCAGCUCAAACCAGUCUGGUCAUUCUCCUAUGACCUCUCUAAUGAACAAGGUAUUUGUGGUCAGUGGAUGUUUUUUUUUUCCCUCGCACCAUUCUGUGAAAACUUUAGAGACUGUUAUAUGUGAAAAUCUCCGGAGAUCAGCAGUUUCUUAAAUACUCAAACCAGCCCAUAUGAACAACAACAAUGACAAGUCACUGAGAUCACCAGUGAGUUUCCCCAUUCUGAUGUUCGAUGUGAACAUUAACUGAAGCUCAUGACCUGUAUCGGCAUGAUUUUAUGCAUUGCACUGCUGCCACAUUGGAUAAUUGCCUGAAUGUGCAGCUGUACAGGUUUUCCUAUUAAAUUGACUGGUGUGUGUUCAGGAUUCUGCUAUCAAGAUCUACCUUCAACUUAUUAACACACACUUGCCCACUUUUAUUACUACAAAAUUUUGUUCUUAUUGCCUGAAUGUAGUAUACUGUAUGUAUCUGUGUGUAUGUGUGUAUGUGUGUGUGUGUGUUUGUGUGUGUGUGUGCGUAUGCAGGCAUGCAUGUGUGUGUGUGCAUUACAGGGCUGUAACUUACAACAGUGCUAAGAAGUUUAUAUAAUAUUUGGUCACCUAGAGCUUGCACAUACAAAACUGCAAUUGCAGGCGAAAACAAAUCUGCGUGUACUGGAACGGCGUGCUGGUUUCCUGUGUACACUCCUAAUUUAUUUAUAGGAAGAGAAAUAGACAGAGGCUGGACACUGGAGGCAGUGCUUAUCCUCUUCCCCUUGCUACUGGACAAAAAGACAGGAGGAGGUGUGCACAUUAAAGAUGCAUGGGGACCAGUGUGUCGAGUUUAAAGUUCUCCACGCUUUAUGCAGGCCUACUAAAAUAUUCAUGGCCUACACUGCGUGUGCAGGCUGCGGCACAUCGACUUAAUCUCCUUCCACUGAGAAAAAGGGUGCAGGGGCUCACAGCAAAGCAAGCACCGGCUCUUCUGAUUAAGGAUGUUCGAGUCGUCUAACACUGAACCAAAAUGUGUGACGAUCCGCUACGACUUUGUGGCACGCAAUCCCAACGAGCUGACCGUGCAAAAGGGUGAGGUGCUGGAGGUACUGGACAGUGAAAAGCAGUGGUGGUUGGUGAGGAACCGCAGCGGUCACACGGGGUAUGUGCCCUGCAAUGUGCUGGAGGAGCUGAAAGCAGGAGAGAUGCAGUACAACCGUGCUGUGUUCUUCAACAGCCAGGCUGCGAAUCCUUACAAAGCUACUUCUCCACCUGCCUUGAUAAAUCACACUGAGAAUGUGGAGAUGAAUAAAUCCUCGCGGGACAAAGACAACCGAACUCAGCAGAAGGAGGUGAAUGAUGAGCUCUUGAAGAGGAUUACAGACAGCAAAGCCCAACCUCCUGCUCGCAACUUUCGGGUGGAACACCCCAUCAGAACUUUACCCAUCACUUAUGAUUCUCAGCCAUUCGAAAUCCGCAGCUGGCUCAAUGCCAAAGGCUUCUCCAGGCCGGUAGUGGACUGUCUGGGCAUUCUGACAGGAGCUCAGCUCUUCUCUCUGAGUAAGGACGAACUAAAGGCAGUGUGUGGUGACGAGGGCUCUCGGGUUUACAGCCAGAUCAGUGUGCAGAAAGCGCAGAUAGAGAGGAGCUAUGGAAACUCGGAGCUAGAGGAAAUCAUGAAGCGAAGGCAGCAGGAGGUGGAUGCUUUUACUUGGGACUGAUUGCGCUCAAACUGCCUGUCAGUCAUGGCACCUUUCCAUCCGGUUCCUUCAGCUCACCUAACAUACUCCACAGAUUUAACAGAGUUGGAAUGAAGAACACAGAUGCUGUCAAUUGCUUGUCUAAACUAAUACAAACCAAACUGAACUGAGCAACACAAAAUGAAUUCCAAUGUUUAUUCUAUGUUUAUGCUAGUAAUUUAGUAUUUAUUCCUAUUAAUUUGC